GUGGCAAGAGAUUCUCGACUCGCCCGCUAAGGCUCGUGCGAAAAUGCGCGAGUGUGUCCUGUACUACGUCUUCAAGAAGAAAAGCCUCAACGGCGCGAAACUCAACGGCGCGACCGAGAAGAAGGUUUUCUCCAUCCCGGCUAGGAACAGCAUCAACAACGGCCACGAAGAGUCAAGGGAGGUCGUCUGCACUCAAGGAUUCCGUCGGUAGUGCCUACGCUGGGGGGCAAG
This is a messenger RNA of Ectocarpus sp. CCAP 1310/34, 231 nucleotides long. Lineage: Eukaryota; Phaeophyceae; Ectocarpales; Ectocarpaceae. The record is from the annotation of a GenBank genome assembly.